This is a messenger RNA of Peromyscus eremicus (cactus mouse), 22574 nucleotides long. It is a transcript of the gene Lrtm3, whose product is annotated as coiled-coil domain containing 168. The record is from RefSeq and is a predicted model, not a curated record. NCBI's taxonomy places the organism in Eukaryota, Metazoa, Chordata, Mammalia, Rodentia, Cricetidae. The transcript is spliced from 4 exons. The coding region runs from base 63 to 22481 and encodes 7472 amino acids.
CUGAAUGAUGCUAGAAGUAGUUUUUUUUUCCUGGCAGAGCUUUGUAUGUGCUUAUGAGAUAGAUGGACAGAGCAUCAUUUCGUGUUUGGGGGGCUUCUAAAAUAAAUGCCUUCUGCAUGAGAUACCAGGCUAUUAUGUCAAAAAUAUAUCAUUUCUUUAAAAAAAAAUUGAAGUCUAUCUUAGAUGAGAAUACAUUUUGCACAAUAUGGGAUUUUCUAGACUCCUGGAUUUUUAACAAUGCUUGGAUACCAAUCCUGUUUUUAAUUUUCUUGGGUGUUGCUUUUGAGAUAAUCCUUGUAAGAACUUGUGAAUUCUUUAAGAAAAAGCUUGAACUAUGGGAAAAUGGAAGUUCAUGUUCUCAGAAGAAUGAAGAUGUUUUCCCAAAAAGAAUGACUUUUGCUAUAGAGAGCUGGUCGAUUUCCCAGACAUCAUCAGCAGAAAGAGUUGAAACUUUUUCAGGAAGAAUAACAACUAGUUCUCCAUCUGAGGAGAAUGGAGAUAACACUAGCGAAAGAACCUUUUCACCCUACGAAUGUGAAUAUCAAGGAAGUCAUUUUUGUGAAAGUCACUCAUCUUCAGGUGGGACCAGUACAUCUUUGUCAAUGUUUUACUCAGAAGUAAAUAAAAUUUUCAUGAAAUCCUUUCACAGAAAAGAUCCACAAAGUGAAUAUCAAACAAUACAAUUUUCCUCUAAUAAAUUAUUUCCAAUAAUGAAAACCAACAAAACAAAAAACAAAUUUCCUGAUGCUCUUAGUUUUCAAAGCACAUUUAAAUUUACAAGAGAUAAGGAUCUCAAUGUGACACCAUGCCCUCCUGUCCAUUUAUUUCUUUCUAGUGACCAAAUUAGACAUGUGGAAGAAAAUGUAAGAAGGAAAAUCCCUGUGAACCCCAAAGCUAUAUCAGCAAGGGAAGCUGAUUGUCUGCACCCCAGCUAUCAGGAAUCAUUGAUUCAUUACCAACAUUCUAACGAAGUGGUUAUUCCUGCUGAAGCACAAGAUACUUUCUCAGACCAAAGUGCUACGCAGAAUCAAAUGAUUCAUGAAGCACAGUUUACUAACCAAACUCAAUCAUUUAUUUAUAACCAAGAGUCAGUCAGCAGCCAGCCUGAUUUUGUUCAGCCUCUAUAUUUUAUAAGACUGCCGUUUUCUAACAGCUUACAAGACUCCUUCCAGGCCCAACAGAUAGACCAUAAAGAUAAAAGCCAACAUUUCAUCCAUAUCCCAUGUAUUGCUGAAGCAGAAGAUUCAACCAAGGGCAUAGAGUCUGAUGAACAUUUCAGUGAGUCCCAAUAUUCUGUUUAUUUAAAUGACCAAAACAAGAAUAACCAUUUAGUUAAAGGGCAAAAUAGUGUUUUCCAGAAGGCUGAAUUUCUAUCUUUAAGUUCAAAUUCAUUUGUUGAACCUAUGCCACAACAAAAGGUAACACCAGGCCAAGAGCCAGUGGCUUCAUUGAAAUCAAACCAGUUUUAUGCAUACAGUAUAAUAUCUCUUUCACCUACCAUUAAAAGGCAGAAAAACAGGAGAAAAAUACCAGACAAUGAAAGAAAACUCAGUCUUAAAGUUCCAUAUCCAAAAGCAAAGAAAAUCUCUUGUUCACGGGUGUUUCCUAUCAUAGUAUGUCACACUUCAGAAAAUAAGACAGAGUUAAGGUGCAAGAAAAAGAAAAUAGCACAUCAAAGGAAAGUAAUGUCAGAUAGAGCUUUGCAUCUUAUUUCUGUCUCUAAGCUUAUCAACCUCCAUGUUAAAAAGUAUUUCUUUAAAAAUCUAGUAGCAGUCAUACCAGACUUAAUAAAAUGUGGACAUUUUCUGAAGGGGCAAAAUAAGUCACUAGAUACAGAGAAAAUAAAUUAUGCAAGUUCUCCUGAUAGAGUAAGCUCGGGCAUUAUUGAAAACAUAGAACACUCGUUCAUUGUCAACACUCAUGAAAUGGCAGUUCCUUGUUCAUUAUUUGAAACAAACAGAGAGAGUAAAGAGUCUAGUGAGGACUCAGUUCAGCAAUCAUUUGACUUGAACAUUCCAAAGCAUGAUGGGCUUUCAGAAGUGUCAUCAGAAUCUGCACAGAAAGAUGUUUCAUUUCCCCACAUAGAAUCAAACAAAGGAAUGAAAGUACAGAAGGACAUACAAAAUACAGAGAAUGUAGAGGAGUUAACAGUCAGUACACCGAAUGUGCGAAGGUGCUUUUCAAAAGAUGGUGUACAGAAUGCUGAAAAUUCAGUGGAAAUCACUCUGAACUUCCUGGGUACCAAUUUGCUUAUUUCCCUGGGACCUGAAAAGCAUGUGAAAAAUGAAUUAAAAGACAUAAAUGUUCAAGUGAUUACAGGAAGUAAAAAUCUGAAGGAAGAGAAGCCAUUAACAGCUAAUCUUAAAGAAUACAGCAACCCAAAUGAUAGUGAGAAGAUGGAAUGUGGCACUAGAAGCAAUAAAAAAAAUAGACAUCAUGAUGAAAGGAUGUCAGAUACCUCUCAUAAUACCAUGCAGGCUGCCAUUUCUGAACCCUUUGAUAUGGAAAUAUGUAACAAAUUAAAAGCUAAUGCAGGCGUACCAACAAUAAAUUGUAGUCACACUGCACUAAAGCAAGAAAAACCACUAGACAAAAAGAAAAUACAGGAAGUAAAGCAUGCUGAUAAGAGCCCUAUAGUUAGAAAACCACGCGAGGGGGACUGUGAGGAAGAAGAAAAACAUAGAGAGACAGUUCGACUACUGGCAGAAGUCAGCGUAUGUCUGAAGCAAAAGGACAAAUGUGCCCAAUUUGAAAUGGAACAGAUCCAUUUGGGAAAUAGAAAAAAUCAAAGUAAAGAGAAAGAAGAACAGUCACAGACUAUUUCUACACAGACAGUAUGGGAGACUAGUCCACGUCCCUUGACAAAUUCACUACAAGUUGAGGAAGUGAAGCAAAGGACAGACAAACCUAUAGACAGAGAAGAGGCUGCAGGUCCCAUGCACUCACCUUUAAUGCCAGAGAACUUGCCUGUUGGUGAGUAUUUAACUGAAACAACAGAGUGUAGGGUCCCACUUUGUGGAAAUCCCACAAAAACAUUGGAUGGUCAUAUUAUAGAAGACAAAGAAGACUUGAAAAAGGACCUAUGUUCAGUUGCCACAGGACCUUUGAAAGUCAGAAAAAAAUCAUCAGGACCAAAAAAUGUACGAGGUGUCAAGAACAAAAUUAUAAAAGUGAAAAAACCUGAAUUUUCCCUGAGGCUUUCUAUCACUGCACGUGACAUUCUGCACCACAGGAGAAAAGUGGGAAACAGCUUUGAAAACAUCACUAAACAAAUGCUACAUGAUGUAACCUUGGCACCUGGACUUCUGAAUGUUCACCCUCAGAGGUUUAUCAUUCACAAUAAUAAAACAAAUAUCAAGAUAACACCCAAAAAAACCCAAGUUGAAAAGAAAGAAGAGAAUUUAGAUUCCCUCAAUAAAGAAAGUGAAGCUGUUGAUACUCUAGAAGUUCACUUGUGCUAUGGUGUGAAAGCGAUAGAGCAAAUGCUGCCAGAGACGGUGGCUCAUGUUAAGAAGAGCUUCAGAUUUGAUACAUGUCCAGCAAAGGAGAUUAAAAUGGAGAAAGAAAUGUUUCAAGCAAUAUCUUUCACAGAAGCAAUUAGGGAAUCAGUUGACUCACCGAGAAUGGAUUCAUUUUGUGUUGCAAAAACAAAAAAUAGCACAUCUACACAGACAGAGCUCCAAUAUUGUGCAGAAUUAGAAUUGGGUUCUCCAACAACAGGAAAAUUAUGGAUGGGAGAAUCUCUGAGCCAAUCAAGAGAAAGUAAUGUUCCAAAUAGUGGGAAUGAUACAAGGGAAAUCAAUUGUGGUUUUACCCAAAAAACUUUCUCGUGGUCUUUAAAUUACUGUAUGCCUCUUUUGACUCAUUCUAAAAAGAAGAAAGAAAGAACAAGAUUCACAAAUACAAGUACAGUGAGGCUCAAGUAUACGAAUAAGGUGAAACCACCAGCUUCAAAGACCUUCAAUAUCACAGGCAAUAAAAAGAAGUCAAAAUUGGACCUCAAGACCAAAUUAAAAAGAAUAAACCAAAAAAAAGCAUUUUUACGUGAAUGUCAAAACACUCUUUGCUCAUCCAUCCAUAGAAGAUUGCAGGGAGUGUUCUGUCAUGCUCUAUUAAAGCGAAGAGGACUACCAAACAAAAUAUGUGUUGAUUGUGUUGUUGAGAGUAGUUCAUUCUACAAAAGAAAGAAAAAACUUCAAGAAGAGAAACAAAACCCUUUUGUACAGGCAGUUCCACAGCAUGGCCAACACCAGUGGGCUGAUGCAGAUCAAAGGAAGGACACUCUCCCAGAUGAGCCAGACCCAUCACCCAUCUCUUUAAGUCAAGAACAACUUGCUAACAGUCAGAGUAUAAAGUUCCAGAAAGAUUCCCUGCAAAGUGCUCUGGAGACCAACCCACAAAUGGCUCCCAUCCAAGCUAGAGGAUUACAGAAAGCUACCAAAACAGAAAAUGACAUAAACUUCCCUGUGGUUCCUAAAAUUUUAUCCCCUGAAUCAGGGAACUCUUCACCUGGUGAAUUUACAAACAUGACAGAUGACGAUUUAGAAUCUGACAACAACUCUGAACAUGAACUAGAUUUGUAUCCUGCAGAAAAAGAUUCAGAGACAUCAAGUCUGCAGGUGACAUUCCUGCAGUCUUCUGAUUCUGUUACAAGAUCCUUUGUUUCUAAACCUAAAGGGAAGAGAAAAGCACUAAGGUCAAAGAAGCAGAUAACAGUGAGUCAAAAAUGUAGAGCUAUGAGGGAAAUAAAACCAUCAGUUUCACAAACAGGUAACUUCAGGUACAGCAGAAAACUAAAACGACACAAAGAAAUGAAAGACCCACAGCAAACGGAUAACAUAGCAGGUGCCUGUUUGGACAUUGUUCACUACAAGGUAUAUAUUUUGCCCAACAAAAAAAUUAUAAAUUCAAAACCAUGGGCAGAUAAACAGAAAAGAAUAAGAAGACUUGGUCAAAUGCAACGAAUGCAAGAGAAGUCACCAAAUGGAAGAAAUGCACGCUGUCCAGGUUCUGCUGAUUUGAAUAGUUCCUCUAGCAUGAAGAAGUAUAAAGAGGAAGGAGAAGAAGAACUAGAACAUUUCCUGAUCUCAGAAAAUAGCCCUAGCCUUAUAUUUGAUAUGUAUCAAGAAAAAGACCAUGGCCUUGUUAGAUCAGAUAAACAACUGAACCAACUAGGGAGAACAAUUACUCAGGUACAACCACAAACACCUACAGAAGUUAUUUCCUGUUCUACCCUAUGCCCCAUGCCAGAUGAAUUACAAUUAGAAAAGCUGGAGGGCUGUUUCAGUGUUUCCUCUCUAAAGUUCAGGGAAGCCAAGGAGAAUGCAUUAUCUGAAAGAGAAAGUGAUUUAUCUGAUGAAAGGCGAUACAAGGAACAGGCUGCUGACAGUGAAAAGGAGGCAAAGGAAGUAUCAGCCUCAUACACUAAUCAAAACCUUAUCAGGGAAAUAAAAUGUGACUCAACCAAAAUGAAAGGCAUGUAUCAAGAGAAAAAACUUGCAGAUGAAACAUCCUUUUUGACAAAUGUUGCACUAGAUAUUAAUAUGAGCAGCAAGAUAGAAACAGAAAAAGGCACUCCAAGCAAAAAAACACCUUGUUCUAUACAAAGGAAGCCAAAGAUAAUGCUUCAUGAAGGGAGGGUUACUUCAGAUGACAUCAAAGAAAUUGAUCUCCAAGAUAAAGAAGAAAAGAAAAAUGAUAAUGACACAUUAUUAAAGUCAUUCUCACAGUAUAGCCAACAUUUUGUAAUUUGUUCACAUCAAAGCAGGGAUCCUAACUCUCACAAAUUAAGAAAACAAAGAGGGAGGAACACUCUGUUCAUUGUGGAACAGGACAUUCCACAGCAGAGUCAGUCAGCAGAUCUAACACAAAGAGAGCGUGCCAUGUGUACAUCAAGUUCAAAGAUUCCUCCCAUACAAUCAGGAGAAUUACAAAUAGAUAAAGUUAAGACUGAUAGAACAAAAUAUGACAUCCCUGAUAAUGGUACUCUUGCACAGAAACUGAAUAGUUGGAAUAGAUUGGAAAGAGAAGAGCUUCAAAAUGACCUACAAGCAACUAUCACAGAGUCUUUGAAUCUCUCAACCCCUGAUGUACCAAGAUCUAAAAGGAAGAGCAAGGUAUCUACAUGCAAAGCCUUACAAGGGAAAAUGUGUUCAACUGGUAUAACUAUGAAAGGAAGGAAAACAUCUGUUUCAAAGUUAUUGACUAUUCCACAGUGUGGUCAUAGAAACAAUCUACUUCCAAAAACUUUGAAAUCACAGAUUUUUGAAUUAUUAAUACAUUCUGGUGUCUUACCUGAUAGUCUUAAUAUAACAAUAUUGAAAGAUCCAACAGCGGAGGGAAAAAAAGGAUUAUUAACCCAGGAACUGGCAGCAACAAUGUUAGAGUCUUUGGGUUUCUCCAUACCUACAUCAAAAGAAAGAGAGAAUUUAAAACUCAUGGACAAGGGAAAUGAAAUGAGUAAGAACUCUCUGACUGUCAAAACCAGGAAGGCAGCAAUCUCCCAGACACUUAUUACUGCAGAAUGUAGAACACCAGAACAAGGUAAACCCAUGGCAGGUUCAUCCCUACAUGCCAUCUUCUCUCCUAUGCCUGUGUCUCUUAAUACAUGUGAUGGAAUAAAAGAUAGAGAUACAAUGUGGACAAUGAGGUUUAGUCAUGAGUUUCAUGACCAGUCAGUACAUAAAGAGAGAGCUUGGUGUACACACUACAUGGACAAGGAUACUACCUCAAAUGGCACCAAAGAUGUAAAAGGUCAAAGUGGCGAAGAGGGGUUACUGACUUCCCAACACUUCAGUUUCAGUGCUCAGAAUAUGACAGGGCCUAAUUCUGUGCAAUCUGGUUUACAACUGAUUCAUUCAGCAACUUAUCCAGAGUUAGAGAGAGCUCUACAGACAGUCAAUGUGAAUAACCUGCAAAGCAGCAUGGUAGGUGUAAUGUCUCCAUUUUUAAAUACAGAGGAAUCUGAGAUUGGCUCCAUACCAUGUGAUAACACCUGGGAUGAAAACCCUAGGGGAAAAUGUGACUAUCCUAUUUCUGAACAAAAAGCAUGGACACAAAAAGACUUAACAUCUUUGGAACCUUUACAGGAGCCCAGCCUUGUGUCAUUUGAAUACAAAUGUGAAAGCUGCACAUUAGAGUUUGCAGGCAAAAGAGAUAUGAAUCCCAAGGCAAGGCAAGCUUCAAGGCUGCUUAAUAUUGCAAGGCAUUUUACGAGAGUCCAUAGAAAGAAAAAGCACCAUAAUAGUAAACACUGGUUGAGAAAGGUUGAAUGUGUGGAAAAGGUACUGCUUUAUGCUAUUGAAGAUGCUAAGAGUUGUCCACUCAAAUUCAUAACUGAUAAACUGUCACUUGAUACAGCAGCAAGGGCUGCUUUUUCUAGCAGAAUACCUCAAAGAUCUAUGGCAGAAGAAAAAGCAAAGUUACAAGCAAACUUAGCCACAGCUUUCUUGGGACCUUACAAUUUUCUCAAACCUCUUUUAUCUGACUUUAAAAGCCAGGUAAACACAGCAAAAUUAUCAGAAAAUAAAAUUUUGUUGAAUAAGAGAUUUUCAACUAUGAAGAAAAUGAAGCUAUCAAUUUCAAAGAUAAUUAAAAUAAAUGGAUACUCUAUCACAAACCAUAAGAAGAAAUCUAAAUUAAGAGCCAAAAUGAAGGCAAUAUGGAUUGGUGAAAUCAUAAAUGAUGUACUUCAAAACACCAUUCACUUCAUAUUAACUAACUCUAACAGGAAAGAUACAUUCAAAACAGAGGUAGGUUUGGGAGUAUCAAACUUUACCCAUACACAGCCAACAUACGGGAAGUCACCAGUUGAGGGCACAGCAAAGUAUGAUGAUUCUGUUGACAAAAGUGGUUUCAACUUUUCAAAGAAAGCUAAACUACAUGUUGGGCAAUGCUUGGAAGAGAAGCAAGAACUGCUAAUAGAAUCAGGUCCAUUUUAUACAAAAAACUUAGCAGUAAAUGCACAUUUCAUAAAGAAACCCAGUCUUGAGGAGUCAGAGAGAAUACUUUUAAGAGAAUAUUUACCCCAAAGAAGUCAAAUUUAUGAGGCUAAUCCAGAAAUUAAUGUAAAAAUAGAAAAUAACAGCAUGCACGUAAGCCUCAAAGAUGCACUCUCAAAUAUGGAUAAACCGCACAAUUGUCCAGAAGUCAGUGAACCAACCAGUAAUACUACCAAACAUGGAGUAAAGAAAACUGGCAAGUCCUUUUUAAAAGAAAAGUCUUCAUUUUAUUUGACAGGAAUUAUCACUUCUAUUGCCAGGCAUUUAGUUGCUUCCAAAGAAUUUAAAAAGCAAAUUGGUAACAUGAGAGUACCUGACCUGCCAGCUCAUAAAGGUAUACCUUCACAGAUGAAGGAAUCAACAGAUUUACUUUCACCCCAUGAUGGAGACCAUGCUGCUGUAAACAUAAAUGAGACACAGGAUCUGAGAACCUUAGAGAUAAAAGUAGAUAAUGGUGAGAUAAACAUAGAUACGAAAUCCGUCUAUAUGUGUACACCAAUUCAACAUAUAAAAACGGAGUCAUCACAUAGCAUAUGGGAUAUGUAUGAGGAAUCUGCAAAAAGAAAUUACCUGGACAAACCAAAAGUGAAGAGGAAAGAAGAAUGUGGACAGCUGCCAUUUGGAACAGAUCAAAAGAGACAACCUGAUCCUCUCACAUCAGAAGUACUUUCCACUAACACAGUACACUGCAAAGAUAGCACGCUUCAGAAAACAGCUAUUUAUCAAGAAGGAAAUGCAAAAGUUGGAGAAGAGUUUGGCCAAGAGGUUAUUCUUUCCUCUAAAACACAUACUCUUCAAAUUGAAAGGCAGAACAAUGAAUUUAAAAUAGGUUGGAAAGCAAAGUCUAAGUCUUUUGCCCUGCAAAAGAAACAGGAAAAGCCUAGUAUCUUAGGACCUACAUGGAGUUCUUAUGCCUGUGACACUACCUAUCCUGAAACUAUAAGACAGAAAGGUAAGGCAAAAACAUCAAAUGUGAAAAGUUCUGUGUGUGCCAAACAAAUAAAGCUGAAGGCAAAGAAAAUACCGGUUCCUCUAUUUCUUGGACAUGGGGACAGAAGCAAUAAAAAAGAACUGAGACAUAGCAUGCAGCACCAGAGCACAUUAGAACUGAGGAGAAAUGUACAAAACCUGAUUCUAAAAGAUAAUUUUGACUUGGGAUGCUUUAUAUCCCCAGUUAAAAAGCUUACCAGCAUAAAGCUGGAGAAAGGCAAGUUGGAAGAGAGAAAAAACAUUCUGAAGAAACCAUCCAGCCAAAGGCAAAUGUCAUGGUCAGGAUGUGUUGAUGUAUCUAGGAAACUAGAAGAAAAUAUUAAAGAGGUGCAUGAUCACUGCACUUUCAAGGACAUUCACCAGCAAUUUAUACAACAAUUUGGGGUUAAGUCAGAAGACAUUAAAGAGCAUCACUCUUACAAAUUAGAAAACUUACAAAGAAAGAUGAAUUCUGAGUUAACUUCACAGAAAGAUGAAACUGAUAACUUUGAGCUAGCUACCUUAAGAAGUAGAGGAGGAACAAAAGUCUAUACAGACCCACAAGACAGCCUGCAACAGGAAUAUCCCCUGAAGCAAGGGAUGUGGAGACCAGGAAUGAUUCUUCAGCCUAUGAAAGGAUUUCCUCACUUUGGAAUGACAAAUGAAUUCAUAACAAAACAAGACAUCAAACCAUCAAGUCCACAGAGGAUAGGAGGACUGAAAGUAAUGGAUAACUCAUUAGAUCCAAAGGAAUCAUUGCUUGUUCCCAGGCUUACCGUACAGAAACAAAAUCCUUUUACAGAUCCUCUUCUGGAAUCCAUUCCCUCUCAUGUACCACACCAACUUCAUACUGAAGAGCUAAAGGAAAACAUGAAAAUAAGUGGCAAAACCUUAAAGACUUCAACUCAACAGCCAAAGAAAGUCUCAAAUGCAGAAUAUAUUUCAGAUAUGGAUCACAUUCCAAGAAGUAUUGAAAAACUACUCUUGCUUAUUAAAGAGCAGGAAAAGAGGAGAAAAAAGAGUAGAGGGGGUAAAAAAAUUGAAAUAGUGGAAGACAUAAAAACAGCAACAAAGAAUACCAUUCCAUUUCUAAAUUAUUCACCAUCUGGAACACAGUUUGUCAACACAAUAAAGAACAGUGGUGUGUUCAGUCAAAGAGAGGAGACAGAGCCAAACAGGAGUGUGGCCACAUUGUGGAGACAGCAAAGGUUGUGUGUACAAGAGAUCAGCCUAGACUAUGUUUAUACAGAUGAGCUUACUUCUAAAGUUAUAUGUCAAAACAGAAGAACAGCUUUCAUGGAAAGCAUCAUGUAUCACAAAAGGAUAAAAAUGAAGGUGAGGAAGACAACUUCUGGGAAGCAGCUCAACAUUACAGGGUAUAGAGCCCAUAGCUACAGAAAGGAACUAAGACACAGCAUUAAGACACAGAAGGAGCUGCCCCAAGGAAAAACUGUGGCAGAUUUGCUUUGGAAAGGUUUUUGUGCUUCUGGCUAUAUUGCAUCUCAAAUUAAAAAGCUUAUUGAAAUAAAAGAGGAGAAAGGAGAACCACAAAGGCCAUAUAUUCUUCCACAGCUGAAGCUGAAGGAAACAUUGAAUGAAACUAAAAUGUUAUCUGUGCAGCCCAUUGAUAACAGUUCAAUAUCAAGCACUAUCAGAAAAUCAACACAAUAUACCAUAAAGCAAAAAGAACACCAAAUGGUUUUACUAGCUAUUACCCCACAAAAUAAAGAUCAAUUAAUGACUGGUCAACAGGUGGAGGAGCCUAGACAUAUCAACUUCAAUGCCCAUUUGGAAAAAGAAGCAUACCAUGUCAUGUUUCCAGAGACUGGAAAAACCAAUUACAGUAGGCUUGAGGCUCAAAGACCCAGAUCAGGCACAGAAUUUGAAUUCUCAACCGCACAAAGAGUAAAGCAAGGAGCUAUGAAAGACUCCAGCAAGCAUGCACUUUUAGUUCCACCCAGAAGAGGAAGACCUAAGAGGAUAAACAUUUCAAGUUCCAGAGGACAUGACAUAUCUCCCAUGGAGCUGGAUACUUUCCAGACAAAGACAGGUAAUGUGCAAGAACUGCUUAAACAAGAAAACACUUCAAGGGUAGGCUUGGAGCCUGUUGCCUGCCCAGUUAGGGAGUCCUUUCACUUGGAAAACACAAAGGUAACUAAGGAAGUGGGUAUGUAUCAUAACAUAAAAAAUAUUUCCAAUCUAUUUGGAUUAAGAAAAACUGACACAGAACUAGGUUUCAAAGCACAGGCAUUUCUCUGCACAGAUCUAGAGAAUCUACACAAAACAGGUACCGCUCAGAAAGGCCAUGCAAAGUCGGGUCACAGGCCUCGAAUCAUUCUGAAUUCUCUACCUUGCCACAAGAGGGCUCCUCUUCACUUAAAACCAAGCUUGAGUACAGCAAGGAAGGACCAUGGUGACAGUGCCAUAGUUGCCAAAAUGAAUCCCAAGGGAAAAGAAAAAGCCAAAUCAGCCGACAGUCCAUUAAAAUUAAACAGACAGAAAGUGAACAUUUCAAAAAACUUGAGAGCAAAACAACUUAUUAUUUUUACCCAGACCAAAGAAAAACUUUUGGAAAUUCUUUUAUCUUGUAUAUUAUAUCUUCAGGCCAAAAAUACACAGAAACAAAUCUCAGCAAAAGCAUCACUAAAUUCAAAUAUUUUUAACCCAAUGGUAGAAAAAGGAUCAAGUGAAUUUAAGAUUCUAGAAGAUCAAUCUCCAAGUUCAGAAAGAGUUAACUUGCACACUAAAGGAGGAACAGAUCAUCAAGAGAGUAUGUGUGAGGCUCUUCCAAUGUCUAAUAUUCACUGUUUGAUGAAUAUACAUCAAAUUACAACACCACAGAUAAAGAAAGCAUUAAAAUCCAUAGCUAAUCUGGACUAUCAUGCUUUAAAUAUAGAAAAGGGAGAACAGAACAACAUGAUAAAAGAACAAAACCAGUACCACCUGUCAUUUUCCCUCGAGAAUUUGGAGGAACAUAUAUCAUGCUCCCAAAAUUAUUCUCAUGUCCAGCAAUAUUUAGCGUUUCACACAAAGGAAGCAUUGUCAAAAGUAGGCAAUGUGUCAAAUAGGACAAAGGGACUAGAUUUAUCAUCUAAAGAUCAACUAAGUACUGUGUGUGAGUGUAGACCAGAGUGGAUUUUCCCCUCAGUUAUUCUAGAGCAAACAAAAGAAGAAGAUACAGUGCUGCCUUUGGAAUCAGGAACUAUAAAAUGUUCAAGCCUUUUGUCAUCUGAAAGAAAGCAGUUAUCUGAUGGAGUACAGAUAAGUAAGUCAGUGUCAAAUGAUAGCUCAACCACACCAAGACGCAGCAAAAAUGAACUGUCUGAUAGAGCAAGUGAAAAGAAGCAAGAAGUGAGUCUGCCUAAGCUGUUCUUACACUGCUUUUCACUAUGCAUGCAGUUUUUGCAUGAACAUGAAAAACAGAAGAGUAACACAGAAUACCAAGUUAUGAAAGACAUAAUAUGCCCUGAAAGGAAAGCCCUAAACUUGAAGACAUUAGUACUUCCACAUAUUAGUUCCACUGAAUAUACCAUAAGCAAUAAAGUAGAACUACAGUGUUACAAAAAAGAGAAAAUGGUAUGCAUAAAACAUGGAGAGGAUAAACCAGGUUCAGUUGUAAUAAAAGCAUGUGAACCCAUCCCUCUACCUCACUUCAAACUGGAUAAAGAGAACAUUGAUGUGCUUAUCUCAAGUAAUGUAAGACAAGAAAAACAUAAAUCACAGGAAGAGAAGAAUGGCAUAAAAGGGGUGGAGAUGAAAGGAAUAACAGACUCUAAUAUUACCUUAAAGACAGAGAACUCAUCACUGUCUUAUCCUUCCAGUAGAAAGAAAUUAACUUUACUGUUUGACACUACAGAACAACAGGGUAAGGUACAAGAAGGGCUGAGUAAAUCAGACAUGAAACUGACGAAAUCUUUUAUUUCAUUACCACCUCUAUUGCAUCCUAAUUUGAAUUCAAAAAUAAAAGUAGGAAAAGAUAAAUCAAGACUACUAGAGAGCUGCCUCCCACCUCUAAAGCCCCUGCUGUCAUUGAAAGGCAGAAAAGUGCCAUUUUCAAAGACAUUUAGUACAGAUAAUUUAUGCAAGUUAAUAGAAUUAAAGUAUCUUCCACAGAAGAAAGAAUAUAGGAAUAGUAUACCAGAUUUGAAAGAUAUAAUAGGCCUCAUAUGUAUUGCUCAAAAGAGAAAGAAGUUACCUUUUAAGUGCUUACUACGUCGAAAGGAACAAUGGUGGAAUAAUAAAACACAAAAAAUUAUCCAGAGCAAUAAAAAUAAUCUAGAUGUGGUUCAGAAUAAACUUUGGGAUUCUGUUCCUUCUUCACCUUAUCUGAAAUGGGAUCCUGAAAUAAUGGAGGCAUACUUACAAGGAAUAAUGAAGUUCUGCCUUGGAUCACCAGCACUGUCAGAAUUAUCGUCUACAGUGGGACAGUAUCAGGAGCCAACUGACAGUAUUUCAAGCAGUACUGAAAAAGCGAAGCACAUACCAUUGAAACACAGAUUGCAAAUAGCUCCCAAGGAAGGGAGGCAUUUCAGGGGACCCCCUCUGAGACAAGAACUGUUUUCUGCAUCACAGGAGUUACAAUUUAAUGUUGAAGAAAAGGCAAAAAAGAUGCAGGAAGAGAAACAAAUUAAGAAUUGGAACAAACCUUCCAUAUAUUCUCUUCCUUACUCUGAAGCGGUCACAAGGAUAAAUGGAGAGGAAGCUGUGCAAAUAAGAACCCGAUUUUCUACUCAUCACCCAAAGCUCCAAAGACCAUCAGAUAUAGAAGAAAUCAUUUAUGCAAAGUCUAACUUUAAACCUUCCUUGAACAGUGUAAAACAUGCCACUAAAUAUGCAUUCCAGAAAGAAGAGAGUACAAAAACAAAAAAAACUAUGCAGUUGAAAGAAAAACCACCAGUUUCACAGACAAUUCAGUUAGUCAUUACAGAACCAGGGCAAGAGAUACAAAAAAUUAAAGAUGAACUAAAUGUGGUUGAAACCAGUACCAGCACAUGGAUGCCUUCUCCUUGUUUAAAAUCAGAUACAAGGAUAGAAAAGGCAGAUGGUAAAACUGAAGCAACACUACACUCUCUUCCAGAACUGCCACUCCAGAAAUCAUCAGCUACACUGAGUGAAGUAAGUAAAGAGUGGGCCAAAGGUCAUAGCACUACUGACACAAAGAGAGGAGAAGACCAUAUGCCACAGAAAACAGAGCAUAAAGUUAAAAUAUUUGGUGAGAAAGUCACAAUGCAUACAAAAGAUAAGGACUGCAAAGGAAAUAAAACAUUCUCCCAGGAUUUACUAUCAAGUCCUAAAGAGCAAGGGAAAGAUCCACAAAAUGAAGAACAAGAAAGAGUGGAUGGAAAGGACAAAAAACAACAGAAUUGUAAUAAUGAUGGCAAAGACCAAAAGAAAAUGUAUCUAAACUACACAAAACCAGGGAAAUGCAGUCAAGAUGAUAAAGAGCAAAAGAAAAUGGAUCUAAAGGGUAAAGAGCAGGGAGAAGCAGGUGGAGAUGGUCAAGAACAAGAGGAAGGUUGUCCAGAAGAUGGAGAGCAAGAGACAUGGAAUCAUAAAUGUGACACUCAAGGGAAAGUGAACCCCAACAGUAUAGAGCCAAGGAAAGCAGACCAAGAAGGGAAAAGCAAAGAGAAAGUAGCUCCCGAGUAUCUUCCUUCUAAGUCUUCUCAUAAACUAGACAUUGGAACAGCAGGAGAAGACAUGCAAGGAACCAUAAAAUCAGCUAACUCACAACUACAGCACCAGAAAUUGCUUGAAACAGGAAAAACUGAACAUACGGAGUCAACUGAGGAUGAUGGUAAGUCAAACAUAAAAAUUGGGAAACAAUGUGAAUCACAGACAUGGAUGGAUAGAGGGAAAAAUGUGCAUACGAAAGAUGUAAUGUACCCCAAAGACAAAAGUUCCAAUAAAAAUCGGUUACCACUUUCACAUGUACCCAGUACCACUGGGCAUUAUGGCCCAGACACAACAUACGAAGAGACAAACGUAAAUGAAAACUUGGAACAUGUGCAGGAGAGAAAAUGCAAACUAGGGACUUGGGCAUCUUUCCCUCACAGUAAGUUAGAUAUAGAAAUGAAAGCCGAGGAAGAAACAUGGACAGAAACAAGAUCCUUUUCUCUACACUCACAAAGCAUGGAAUCUUCAGAUGCAGAAAAAUUAAAUUAUAUAGCAUCUUCUUUGAAUGAUAUAAGUGAUUCAAAAAGAUCAAGAUACAUGUCAUAUAAAGAAGAGAAUAGAGUGAAUACUUUUGAGAGAAGCAUGAUGCAUCCCAAGACCAAACAUGUGAACAUAAAUAAAUCACCCCUUUCAUAUGUACCCAAAAUAAAGAGACUUAAAGUGAAUCUUGAAAAGCAAAUUAAAAAGAAGCAAGAAAGCAGAAAGGAAAAAGUCAUGCUCCCAAGAGAAACUCAUUCUGUCAUCACUUCUUCAGAUGCCUCUAAAUUAGACCAAGCAGAGGAAGUUGAAACAGAUGUAAUGCAAAGCCAUGUGCCAUACCCUAUGCCACAAGAAUCACUGCCUGUCAGGCAAGUAGCAUCUACAAAAGCCAUUGCUAGCCAUGCAAGGAAAAGAAAACUGCAUCUACCAUGGGAAGAAGAAGUACAAACCUCAGCCAUUGAUGACUUGACACACCCCAAUGACCCAAUUUUCAAGACAGAGAAAACUGCACCCUAUCUUGUGUCCAGUGUCAAUGAACACAGUACCCUGAGUAAGAAAAAGACUCAUGGGUGGAGUAGUAAUAAAAAAACAGGACAGAAACAGGAAAGAGCAAGACACCCUAAUGUGGUUGUAACAAAAAGUGGUGCUUCUGUAUCAUUGCCUGUAGGGCAAGUAGCACCUGCAAAGCAAAUUGCUGAAUGUGCAAAAAAGAGGAAACAAUAUCAAGCACAGGAAGAAGUCAAAACCUCAGCCAUAGAUGGUUUGACACACUCCAGUGGCCUAGUUUUAAAGGUAUCUGCACCUCCUCAUGUGUUAAGUGUCAGUGAGAACAGUAUUCCCAGGAAGAGGAAGACUCCCUGGAGGAGCAGCAAAGAAAAGAUAGGACAGAAACAGGAAAAAAACAGAGAGUCUAAUGUUUUUGCAACAAAGAAUGAUACUUCUGUUCCUCAUCAUGGAUUGUCUCCUCUACAGGAUGAGUUUCUUAUGACAUCAUGUACAGGUGAACUCGCAAGUGCAGGUUCAAAUGAAGGCAUUACCCUACCUAAUGUGAUAAUUAAAGCCAAUCAACAAGAGUUAUACACUGAGGCAAAGGUCAGCAUAAGAGAUAAAGACACCAAAGAUACAAUAACUUUGAGAGAAAGAAUAUCCCCACCUGCACAUUUGAAUGACAGAACGCCACCUGUUAAUAGUAAAGAGCAAAGGAAAGAAGCUGAGCAAAGCAAAAGUGAACUAAUGAUGGUGGUUCCAAAGGGAACUGCUUACUUGCCUUCUCCAUCUUUCCUGAAGUCAGACACUAGAGUGGGUGAAGAGGAAGAUGUACUAGGAGAAACACAAAUUUCUUUUCUACCACCAAAGAUCCAAGAUGUAUCAGAUUCGGAGAAAAGAGCAUGCAUGGAGUCAACAGGUUAUGUGUUAAACAACAGAAAAGAACCAACACAGGAAGAAAAAAAGAAAAGACUCAGAAAAGACGUGACAGACAAAAAGAUCCCCAAAUCAAUGGAUAAAAAGGGAAAGAAAUUACCACGAUCACAUACACUCAAUAUCAAGGAGUUUCAGAGGAAAAUUCAGGAAGAAAAACUUGUAAAUACAAUUGUAAAAUUUUCCAUCUCACAAUUGCAACUCGAGAAAUUUUCAGGUGCACAGAUGUCUGAUAGGGAAGUUUACAAUGAGAUAAAAUUACUGAAAGAACAUGUACCAGGGAAAGAAAAGCAUAUGGGUGUCAACAGUGUAAUGCAUGCCAAGGAUAUAUAUUUGAAGACAAAGAAAUCACCUGCUUUACCUAUGCAGAAUUUGAGUGACCUUCAGUGGAAAACCAGAGAGCAAGGGGGAAAGGUUGAAGAAGAUGGAAGUAAGCCAGGAGUAACAUUAACUAAGAAAUUGACUAAGACAUCCACUGCAAUGUCUCACCAACCUAUCCUUACUACGAAUACUGGAAUCAAGGAAGAAUGUACACCGAUGUUAACAAGAUCCUCUGUUUCCAUGGGAUACUUGCAGAAAUCGUCAAAUUCUGAAGGAGGCAUUUACAUACAGCAAAUUACUGGAGAUAUUUCAAUCAGUCUACAAAAUGAAAAACAACAUAUGUCAGAGGGAAUGGAAGAAGCUGGAAUGCAAAUUGCAAAGAUCGUAACAACUCACAACUAUCAAGAAACAAAGGUGCAGGGACUUGAAGAUGAACAAGGCUUAGUUCUGACUAAAGCCUUUCCUUUGUUACCAGAUCUGACUCAUCCAAAAUUGCAUGAGAAAAUAGAAUUCAAUGACACAAAACUUAGAAAUUCUACUUUGCAGAGACUACCAACUAAAGGAGAAACAGUACCUAGAGAGGCCAUUGUUGGUGAUACCAUGAAAGAUGUUAAAAAAGAACAUAUACCUCAGAGAGAAGAGACAUAUAGAAAAGAAAUAAUAGACAGGCGAGUCACAGAUAUAACUUUGAAAUCACAGAAAUCACUUCUGUCCCAGAAGCUCCACAGAACAGAACUACAGAUGCAUAUUAAUGCAUCCAAAUCAAAGGGACAAAACAAUGAAAGUGAACCUCGAGUCUUAAGGAAAAUCUAUACUUCUAAACCCUCUCCAACCGUUAUCUUGUGUAAAGGUGUGAAAGUAGAUGAAGAACACCUAGAAAGUAAACUAUCUUCACUCCAACAAAUGUUUCCAGCAUUAUCAGACACAGAGGAAAUGGCAGACAAAGAGGCCAUGUGUGAUCAUGUCAGAAAAGAAAAACAAUAUACAAAACAGAUAGAAAAAACAGUAGACUUGACAACUGGGGUACACUGCAAAAGGACAAAGGUCUUACCAAUUUCACAUCUCCUUAAUACAAAAGAAUUUGUCCUGAAUAUGAGGGUUCUGGAGAAAAAAGUACACAAAGAUAAAAGUGAGCUGGCUGUGGUUGCAACACGGUCUUUCCUGUCCAUGCCAUUACUGCCGUGUAGGUAUUCACAGGACAAAACACAGAGAGGCACAGCAAGAGUUACAGCACACUCUUACCCACAGGGAAAUUUCCAAGAACCAGCAGAUGCCCAGAAAACAGCAACCAGAGAGUCAGCUGAGGCAACAGAACAUAAUAUGCUACAGAAACAAGCCAGGCCACAGAAGUCUGUGACCAGUGCCCAUCCAAUAGAUGAGCAUCCACAAGUUGAAUCAGAGUGUGAGUCAGUCUCCCCAGAUCAUAAAAUUGAUCUCACAAGAUUAGGUACCAUUAAAAGGGAAAAAAUGCUGGACAUGUUCUUCAAAGGGCAAAAGGGUCAGCCAGAAAAGUGUGAAAAAAAAUCAACUGAAAUUGGAAAUUGGAAGAAGGAAAAUGAAAUCAAAGAUAAUUUAAGACACAAAACAAGUUCUAAGUUUCCAGUUUCUCCACUAAAGAAAUCACUCAGGGAAGCACUGAUUACAAAUAACACCCUUCUAGCAAAAGGAUCUGAAACAGAGAGAGAACAGGAAACUGGUUCAGGUAAAUCUGAUAAGCCAAAGAAAGAUAGACAGAGUAAUGCCACCAUAAACAACAUGUUAACUCCAGAAAAGACAUCACUUGAAAAACCAAGGAUUGCCCAUUUGAAUGAGUCUCAAAAUAAGGAAGACCAAAAUGUUAACAUGAAAAAGCAAACCACACUUCAGUCCAAGAGUGGACAACAGAUAAAGCCAAAGUCUUUUCCUCUUCUCAAUGUUCCAGUUCACAGCAAAAGUCAGAGGAUGCCUUCACAAACAGAUGUGGAUGAGAAAACUUCAGUGACAGUCAGCCCACAAAUACAGUUAGGGGUACACAUGAGCACUGCAGAGGUUAAUGCCACAAGAAGUAAAGAAGAUCCACCAUCAAUUGUUCUGGAACAAGAACAGUGUGAUCUGGCGUUGCCUCACAAGUCCCAUGAUUCUCUACUGAAAUCUGAACACCUGGAAGAAAGGGAUGAAAUGAACAUAAUCUCUGAUGUAAAUCUGAAGCAAAAAAACCUAGAAAUUGACGGCAACUGUACUGUGAGUCAGAGAGAAGGAAAGUUAAAAACAGAUAGAAGCAGAGGCAUAGACCUAGAAGAGGUCAAUAGAGAAAGGCAAAAGACCUGUAGUGUCAAUCUGGAGAAUAAAGCCAGGGAGAAUACCAGCAGCACUACAAACUAUGCUCUUCCUCUAGGAACAGAGGAAUCUGAGGUCAAGACUGGUGUAGUCACUUCCAGAGAGAACAACUACCCAUCCCAGAAAAAGCUUAAGAAGGAACUAGAGUUGUCAACUGCAAAGCAAAACCUUCAAGGACUACAAUUGCUUCAAACAAACUUUCUUAACUCGUUGUGUCCCUCUAUUCCUGUUUGUCCUAAGAGCCAAAAAAGCAGAUUCACAGUAACAAAUCUGAAAAGAGAAAUGAAACCCAAAUAUUUAACUCUGAGAAUCCCAAAGCACCCAAUUUCAAAGAUACUUGGUAUCGUAGGAUGUGGUAGUCCAAGCAGUAGGAGGAAAUUAGAAUAUGCCUUCAAUAAACCAAAAACCAUGAUUCCAAGUAGUAAAGAUGUUUCAGGGAUCAUUAUCAGAAGUCUUUGUGUUUCCAUGGUAAGUCCACCUCACACUGAAGGAACAGUAGAAUCCACAACAAAUCCAAGAAGGGAAAAGAGAGUCUGUCAUACUAAAUUCCAGGAGAAAUUACCAGAUGCUAGAGACAUUAAGGACAUCUUGACAAUUGUAAAAGGGUUGAAUUUUACAAUCCCAUUGCUGCAGGAUUCUCAGCCCUUUGUGGUCAGUGAUCAAGAAACAUGGAAACUUCCUGAUGUGGAGCCAGAAGUAAACCUUGAAUGUGAAAUGGAAAAGAAUUUGUGUCUACGAACAAGAGAAGAGGUUGUUGCAGGGAGUGAGGACUUAAAUAUUACACAUAAACCUGACAUGAAUAUCACUGAGCAAGAGGAAAUACUAAAAGACACCAUAACACCCCAAGAAUGCCCAUUUGAAGAUAUAAAGGACACUAUAGAAACUCAUUCGAGAAGAAUCCUGAAUAUAAACGUUCCACCACCAGGGAUACACCCAAUACCUGGGACCCCACUAUUUGAUAAGAUGAGCAAAUGUUUCUUGCUUUCCAAGCAAGGGGAAGCUGCUCCAGGAACUGUGCCCACAGCUCUUCAAGAUAAAAACAACAAAAACAAAACACUUGUAGAAUGCUUGUUUCCCGUUUAUGAAACACUUAAAAGUAUCUUUGAAGCCCCUCUUGAAAAUAAGAUCCAAAAUCAAGUUCUUCCUGACAAACUGGGGGAAGUAGGAGCCUACAAGCCUGAUGAUGCAAAGGCAUCUCCUUUGCCAGAUAGUCCAGACACAUCAUCAAAAGUACCUACCACAUUGCUUCGCAGACCUCUUUUAAAACAGUUUACUCCUGAAUUAAAAAAUAAGCUAAGUAUGCAUUUAGUUUCUAAAGCAACUGAGAUAAAACUGAAUCAGUUACCAGAGAUGGUGAACAUAUCCCUACAGAAGUGUAACUCUCACCCCCAAAGGGCUACUUCAGAAGAUUACAAAUGCAGGCUUUAUCUAAAACACAAAAAAGUGAAUUUUAGGUCUCCAAAAGCUGGUACUAUAAAAGCUAACUUAAAAAACAAUUACCGAAGAGUUUUUCCUCCUCUCAGCUGUGUAAAGGCACCAAUAAUGAAUGUUUCAAGUAGCAGCAAGGUCAUAACAGAAGCAAAGGGCAUCAAAAAGCAAGAAAGUGUAACAUCACUAGAAACUCGGAGUAAUCUCCCAUUGAGUAACAUUCUUCACAAGUUCUCAGAGAAAGAAAACGACGACCUUCUUGUGCACUUUCAUACAAAAACACUAGAGAUACAAACAAUAGGCCUUCCCAGAAUUGUGGUACAAUCUUAUGCAAUGGCCAAUGCCCAGGAUAAAUCAAAAUGCUUAUUUAAGUGUAUCCAUUCCACCACCAACAGACCACAACAAACAAACAGAGUUUUAGUACUUUUCGAUAAAAAAUCUUUCUGUGAAAUUGACCGUAAUUUACAAUACAAAUACCUCUACUCGAUCCCUAGACCUUCUGUCCCUGUGGUCUCUAAGCCAAAGGUACUUCCCAAACAUACUUCAAAGUUAAGUAUGGGUUUAGGCUCAGUAUGUAAAACAGUAGAAGAUAGUGAGAAAAGUAAUACUCUUUCAUUUGACAAAGAUCUUUUACAACAUAUUUCUUUCCAAAAGAAAAAUCCACAAGAAAGCUCAUUACUCACCAGAAAAUUCCAGGAGCCAAACAAGGUACCUGCCUUUUACCCUGGUCUACAAGGCACAGAACAGAAUGACAUGAUAGUUCUUUCGGAUUUAAAAUUACAGAUGACACCAGAAAAGGAUAACCAAUGUCACGUAUGGUUUCAAGAAAUCAAUUCAUACAAGCAUUCUGUUUCAGGAACUCAGCAAAAUAUUGUUGAUUUAGCCGAUUCACAUUCAUCUUUGAUUUCUGAUGGCUGGAACAAUGAUGUCCCCUUAAAUACUGAGACUUCAACUGGCUUGGCAGAAUAUCCAGCUCAUGAAGAAACUGACAGUGAGGAAUGUGUAUUUACAGAAACCAAUUUUUACUUAACUCAAGAUUCACAGAAGUUUCUGGUUGAGGUACCUAAAGGCAUUCCAUUGGCAGAUGUUCACACAGUGGAUGAAGCAACUUUUUUGAAACCAUUUUACUGUGAAGAUCCAAAUGACCAUCAUACUAUAACCCUUAGAAAACACACCUCCCCUGUGGCACAACCUUGCCAUCAGUCUCGAAAUAGUAGGAAACAUAGGUCAGACUCCAAAAUGCAGUCCCCUGACUGGUUGUCUCAUGAUUUGUUCAAUACUGUGGAAAUAGAGUCUACAUCAUCUUCCAUAACACUCAAAAAAGAGAAGCACUGGACCACAACCACAUGGAGCAGAACAAGCUACUCUUUAACCUCCUCAACAACUGAAUCAAAUAUUAAGUUGAAUCUUGCAAAAAAACACAGCAAGUCUCAUAUGUACCCACAAGUCAAAGAAAGAAGGAAGACUAAAUCUGAUUUAUGGAGAAAGUCCAAUAUUGGUCAGAGUUCAAAUUAUAGUCACUCACACAAUGAAGAGAAACACCUAAGGAAGAAGAGACUAUAUCAUUACAAAUCAAAAGAAUCAAAUCCACAAACCAAUCAGAUGCCAGAGUCAAAUGCUCAUUGGCAGAAUAUCAAAUUCUAUUCAGAAAGAAAAGAAAAUCAGCCUUUUUUUUAUGCCUGUAUACCAGCAGAUUCAAUGGAAGUUAUCCCCCAAACCAUACGCUGGGUUAUUCCCCAAAAAAUUUUACAGAAAAGAAACUUCCAAGUUCCUCGAGUGGCAAAUAUUUCAAAAUCUUGGAAUCUAUGUAGUACAUCCAAAAAGCUGUUGGGAUCACUUACAGGGGCCUUUAAUACAGUCCAUUAUGGUUGAUAUCAACUGCAUGUGGAUUCUUCUGAAUUGGAACUCUGUUUGCUACUGUGAUAUUCUAUGAAAAUAAAAUAGUAGAAUGUCAUAUUUCCUUGA